AGGAUAUAUAGUUUUCUCAGUUGCAUCUGACACAUUAUACAGUAUUUCAAUUGUAAGUUAACAGUGACUUCUCGGUGAAGCAUGUGCUGAUGUUCCUCAGGUGCUUCAGAACAUGGUUCACUGUGCGGAUCUCAGUAACCCCACCAAACCCCUGCAGCUGUACAGACAGUGGACGGACCGCAUCAUGGAGGAGUUCUUCAGUCAGGGCGACCGAGAGAGAGAGCGAGGGAUGGAGAUCAGCCCCAUGUGUGACAAACACAACGCCUCUGUAGAGAAGUCUCAGGUGGGCUUCAUUGACUACAUCGUGCACCCGCUGUGGGAGACGUGGGCUGACCUCGUACACCCGGACGCCCAGGACAUCCUGGACACGUUAGAGGACAACAGAGAGUGGUACCAGAGCACCAUCCCACAGAGCCCGUCGCCCGCUCCCGACCAGCCCGAGGACGGCAGCCGCUCCACCGGAGCAGACAAGUUCCAGUUCGAACUGACGCUGGAGGAGGACGGAGAAUCAGACACGGAGAAAGACAGCGGCAGCCAGGCCGAGGAGGAGGAGGAGGAGGAUGAAGAAGACGAGGAGGACAACAGCUGUAGUGAUUCCAAAACUCUCAUCACGCAGGACUCGGAAUCCACGGAGAUUCCAGAAGCGGAGGAGGGAAUUUCAGAGGAGGUUUCCACGGAACCCAGCAUGGUGGAGGAGGAGGAGGAGGAGGAGGAAGAUGAGGAGGAGCAGCCGGCAGAUACGUAGCAACGCGUCUGGACGGUCGAACUAGCUGCCGCGACGACAAAAAAAACACAAAUAUUUAAUAACAAUGAAAUUGAGUUCCAAAGCGCACGUUGCACUCCGAGACCUCGGCCACUCCUCUCUCGCUCUCUUUCUCUUUUCCGUCUCUCUACGAGCUGCCUGGAGACGAGAGGACACUAAGACUUCAGUAGGUUGUCAUUUUAUUUGCACUCAGGAAUAAUAUUUAGUCCUCUGUUUUUUCAAGCUUGGUUUUGUUUACCUUCCUCCUCCUC
Sinocyclocheilus grahami is the source of this 1014-nucleotide messenger RNA. RefSeq names its product cAMP-specific 3',5'-cyclic phosphodiesterase 4D-like. Gene Ontology annotation, biological process: signal transduction. Gene Ontology annotation, molecular function: 3',5'-cyclic-nucleotide phosphodiesterase activity. The record is from RefSeq and is a predicted model, not a curated record. Bases 113 to 745 code for a protein of 210 amino acids. The transcript has 2 exons. Lineage: Eukaryota; Metazoa; Chordata; Actinopteri; Cypriniformes; Cyprinidae.